Molecule: messenger RNA, 1737 nt
Organism: Acanthisitta chloris (rifleman)
Lineage: Eukaryota; Metazoa; Chordata; Aves; Passeriformes; Acanthisittidae
Gene: PDE11A
Product: phosphodiesterase 11A
Exons: 18
Coding region: 1-1737 (578 amino acids)
Biological process (GO): signal transduction
Molecular function (GO): 3',5'-cyclic-nucleotide phosphodiesterase activity; protein binding
Source: RefSeq, a predicted model, not a curated record
AUGCAGAUGUACCUCCCAUUCUGUGGGAUUGCCAUAUCCAAUGCCCAGCUAUUUGCAGCUUCAAGGAAAGAAUAUGACAGAAGCAGGGCUUUACUGGAGGUAGUGAAUGACCUCUUUGAGGAACAGACUGACUUAGAGAAAAUCGUCAAGAAAAUUAUGCAUCGGGCCCAGACUCUGCUGAAAUGUGAACGGUGCUCAGUAUUACUUCUGGAAGAUAUUGAAUCACCAGUGGUGAAAUUUACAAAAUCCUUUGAGUUGUUGUCUCCAAAAUGCAGUGCUGAUACUGACAACAGUUUCAAAGACAGCAUGGAGAAAUCAUCGUCUUAUUCUGACUGGCUAAUAAAUAAUAGCAUUGCUGAACUCGUCGCCUCCACAGGUCUCCCAGUGAACAUCAGUGAUGCCUAUCAGGAUCCUCGCUUUGAUGCUGAAGCUGACCAAAUUUCUGGCUUUCACAUAAGAUCUGUUCUGUGUGUUCCUAUAUGGAACAGCACCCACCAAAUAAUUGGGGUAGCUCAAGUGUUGAACAGGCUUGAUGGGAAAUCCUUUGACGAUGCUGACCAGCGACUGUUUGAAGCUUUUGUUAUUUUUUGUGGCCUGGGUAUCAACAACACAAUUAUGUAUGACCAAGUGAAGAAAUCCUGGGCAAAACAGUCUGUGGCUCUUGAUGUGUUGUCUUACCAUGCAACAUGUUCGAAGGCAGAAGUUGAUAAAUUUAAGGCAGCAAACAUCCCUCUGGUGUCAGAGCUUGGCAUCGACGAUAUCCAUUUUGAUGACUUCUCACUUGAUGUGGAUGCCAUGAUUACUGCAGCCCUGCGGAUGUUCAUGGAACUUGGAAUGGUUCAGAAGUUUAAAAUUGACUACGAGACACUGUGUAGGUGGCUUUUGACUGUUAGGAAGAAUUACCGGAUGGUUUUGUACCACAACUGGAGACAUGCUUUCAACGUCUGCCAGCUCAUGUUUGCCAUGCUAACCACUGCAGGAUUUCAGGAGAUUCUAAGUGAAAUUGAAAUUUUAGCUUUGAUUGUGGGAUGCUUAUGUCACGACCUUGACCACAGGGGAACCAACAAUGCCUUCCAAGCCAAGAGUGGAUCAGCCUUAGCUCAGCUCUACGGCACCUCUGCUACCUUGGAGCACCACCAUUUCAAUCAUGCUGUCAUGAUUCUCCAAAGUGAGGGUCACAACAUCUUUGCUAACUUGUCCUCUAAGGACUAUAGUGACCUUAUGCAGCUUCUAAAGCAAUCAAUAUUGGCAACAGACCUCACUCUGUAUUUUGAGAGAAGAACGGAAUUUUUUGAACUCGUCAGUAAAGGCGGUUAUGAUUGGAACAUAAAAACCCACCGAGAAAUAUUUCGAUCAAUGCUAAUGACAGCCUGUGACCUUGGAGCUGUGACCAAACCGUGGGAGAUUUCAAGACAGGCAACUGAGCUGGUAACCAGUGAGUUUUUUGAACAAGGAGACAGAGAAAGAUCUGAACUCAAACUCACCCCUUCAGCCAUUUUUGAUCGGAACAGGAAACAUGAACUACCCAGAUUGCAGCUCGAGUGGAUUGAUAGCAUCUGCAUGCCAUUGUAUAAGUGUCUAGUGAAGCUGAAUGUGAAACUCAAGCCUAUGCUGGACUCCGUGGCAGUAAAUAGAGGUAAAUGGGAGGAGCUGCACCAAAACAGACUUCCUUCUCAGGCUUCAUCAUCGUCCUCCUUUCCCUCUAGCUUCACCAUGUCUCUCAAAGACAUAAAUUAA